AUGGCAGCGCAAGAUUUAUACAGCGAGAUGCUGAAAAAAGUACUAGAUGUCCAUGCAAACCUGGAUAAAUUGGCUAAUGAGGCAAAAAGAACGAAUGAUAGGCACGAAGAAACUAUGAAAAUCCUGAGGGAUAAUUUCAACCCAACAGCGACGAGAAGAAGAGGAAGAAUAGAAAACACAAAUCCAGGCCGUCAAGAGCCAACCAGGGGAGAAAACAACAGAAGGAGGGAACCCCGAAAUGGAGGAAACGAAGAAAGAGACGAGGGAAGAAACGAUAGAAACCGACGAGAAAAUGGAAACAGGAGUGACGAAGAAAGCCCAGGAAAUCAAGAGAAUGGAAAAGAAAAAUCCGACGAGCAAACCCCUGAAACGCCCAGAAAUGAGCAAAAUCAAGACGAUGCCCGAAGCGGGCUAAACUCAAAAAGAGAAGAACGAAGGGAGAAAGAGAAAGAAGAUGCCCCACCUAAAAGCAAGCGACAAGACAGAGAUACAGGGAAAGAGCAACCAAAGAAAAAACACCAAGAAGGGGAGGGCGAGUCCUCAGUAUCGCCCCAGAAGAGCAAAGCCACAUAUGUAGUCGAAGAAUAUCUGGAAGAAAAGAUUGCCAAAGCACUCAAGGAAUUGAAGUCAGAAGAGCUGGAUAUAGACGAUCUCAGGCUGAAGGGAUCGCCCCUUUCACCCGAGAUCAAGGAGGAAACCAUUCCAUAUAGCAUGAAGUUACCAGUCUUGCCAACGUUCAACGGAGAAGAGGACCCCCGAGAUCAUACGGCCAGAUUCACAGCCACCAUGGGGCUACUCAGCGUAUCAGACGCUAUUUUAUGCAGGGUAUUCCCAACCACACUCACUUGUACCGCCCAAAGGUGGUACAAUAAAUUGAAACCAGGAUCCAUCAAGAGCUUCGCAUCACUAUCGACAUAA
Molecule: messenger RNA, 918 nt
Organism: Mercurialis annua (annual mercury)
Lineage: Eukaryota; Viridiplantae; Streptophyta; Magnoliopsida; Malpighiales; Euphorbiaceae
Exons: 1
Coding region: 1-918 (305 amino acids)
Source: RefSeq, a predicted model, not a curated record